AUCCCGCCCUUCACCCGAACACUCCCGAAGAGAAACGCAUUUGUUUACAUCAUUCCCACGUGGGUACACCACUACUUCCGGUGGAAGGUCGAUGUGACGACAAACUGAGUAGCUGUAAACUACAGCUACGUAGACGCGCCAUUUUUAUUCUCAAGUUUCAUUUUAUUUCUCCUAAUAUAUCUGCUCUUAUGUUCAAAGUUUUCAUUCUGAUUCUGUCUGUUUCUUUUACGGAGGGAUUGUCCUAAUAUUCUCUUUCGGAUUUGUUGUGUUAUGGUGGAUUCGAUGGAUCUCGGGUUGACGGACGAAGACCUCCCGAAUGGACGUUCGGACGAUGUCGUGAACGCCAUAUCCGGCAUUUCCGAAGAUUCCGAUCGACAGCAACUGGUAACUGUCAGCGGGAUUGCCAUGCCUCCGAAUGUUUUGGUGACCACAGCAUCCGGCAACAUCUUCGGGGACCAAGAAACGCUGAAAACGACCCGAAUAAUCAUUCAUAAUCCUUCUUUGGAUGUUUUAAAAAAUGCACAACAAACAAUAACUUUUAACCCACUUAAUCGUAGCUUAUCCGUGCCUGAAAAAAAUAUUAAUUGGGAUCCGUCAGUUUAUGAUCCAGUUUUGCCUGUACGAUGUAGAAAUAUUCGAGGAGAAUUGCACAAAAGCAAAUUUGGUUCAGGAAAUAGGGGUAGAAGUAUUUUAGUAAAUGGAUCCUGGUAUACACCAUCUGAAUUUGAAGCUCUAUGUGGUCGAGGAAAUAGCAAAGAUUGGAAAAGAAGCAUACGUUAUGGUGGGCGUACUUUGAUGUGUCUUAUUGAGCAAGGAAUUCUACGGCCCCAUGCUACCUCUUGCACUUGUGGAGCUUGUUGUGAAGAUACUGUUCCAAAUGGGGAUGGGACACCUGAUCCUUCGAGUGGUCCAGUAAGACUUUUUACUCCUUAUAAAAGAAGGAAACGGAAAAAUCAUCCAAGACUCAAAGUAUCUACUAAUGUUGAGAUUUCAAAUAGCGAUAAUAUUGUUUCGGCUCCCGCUGAAUUGCCUUCUGAGAAUAUCACAUUAAAUGGUGUAACAUCUGAUGCAGUUACAACUGUAACAGUACCUUUGAUUACUAGAGACAGUAAUACUGUUAUAUGUCCAGAUUCUGUUAUUGUAACUCCAGAAACAAAAUCGCAAGUGCCUAAAAAUUUACCUUCUGCUCUUGAUAUUAAUGAGCAGAAACAGUGGUGGCAAUUAGAAGAGAUGGUAAAAAGUGCAGUUCGCCAAAUUCUAGAGCUUCAGAAACAAGUGGAAGCUGUAAAAAAUCAGUGUGCUGUUACCAGAGAAGCAGCUUUGCAAGAAUUAAAAGUACAAAUGGAAAAUGAGAAAAAAGAAGCUUUGAGUACAUGUCGCCUCGAAGCGCAAGUUGCCUUAUCUCGUGCUUUGCUAGAAGCCAAAUCUGAGAGAGAAGUUGCAAUACAACAAGCGAUAGAGCAGGCACGUGUAGAGAUGGAAGAAAAGAUUAACUCUCUUGUGGCUGAUAAAGUUGAUAUUACUAAAGUAAAAAAGCGUUGUGCUAAUUGCGAUCGAGAAGCAUUUUCUGAAUGCACUGGUUGCCACCGUGUCUUUUACUGUAGUGCCUUCUGUCAAAGAAAAGACUGGAUUAACCAUAAAGACCACUGUGGCGAAAGUAUUCUUGAUGCAGAUUGUUCAGAACUAAUUGAUAGCUGUGAUGAUCCAACCAGUUGAUAUAAAGUUCCUACUAUCCCUUUUAACUUAAUUCAACCAAUGUGCUUUAAGAAAUGUGCCCUUCCUUGUAAAAUAACAAAAUUAUUUAACUUAUUUUAUAAAUAUUGUAUAUUGAUUGUAUUUUAAUCUAUAGUAUUUAUGUAUACCUGUGUUAAUGUUUGAAUCAUAUUCAUUUUUGUGUUAUUUAAUAAACAUGCAUAC
Messenger RNA from Argiope bruennichi, 1917 nucleotides. RefSeq names its product deformed epidermal autoregulatory factor 1 homolog. The coding region runs from base 271 to 1716 and encodes 481 amino acids. Lineage: Eukaryota; Metazoa; Arthropoda; Arachnida; Araneae; Araneidae. The transcript is spliced from 9 exons. Gene Ontology annotation, cellular component: nucleus. Gene Ontology annotation, molecular function: transcription corepressor activity; DNA binding; DNA-binding transcription factor activity, RNA polymerase II-specific. The record is from RefSeq and is a predicted model, not a curated record. Gene Ontology annotation, biological process: regulation of transcription by RNA polymerase II; negative regulation of DNA-templated transcription.